Molecule: messenger RNA, 1010 nt
Organism: Chironomus riparius
Lineage: Eukaryota; Metazoa; Arthropoda; Insecta; Diptera; Chironomidae
Source: the annotation of a GenBank genome assembly
AUGAAGCUUUUGGUUGUUUUCGUCUUUGCUCUUUCAUGCGUGAUCGCAAAGCCUGCAGAUGAAGUUAUUGAGCCAUCAUUUGAUGCCUAUCGUGAUGUAAAGUUGCUGUUGAGUACUAGAAGAAAUCUUGGUAGUCCAUAUCAAAUUGCAUUCCGUAAUAUGGAUAGUAUCCGAAACAGUCCAAUUAAUGCUUUUAGACCAACGAGAGUUUUGGUUCAUGGAUGGUGGGAGGAUGACACCAGUGACAUUUCAGUUGUAACAUCUGAAGAGCUUUUGAAAUAUUAUGACUUUAAUGUAAUCUUCGUAGACUGGAGCGAAGGUUCUAGAACAAUUAAUUAUGCUGGUGCUUCCAACCGUGUUGAAGCCGUUGGUGUCUUUGUUGCUUCACAAUUGAACUGGAUGAGAGACAAUAGAUUUGUAGAUUUUAAUGAACUUCAUGUUAUUGGAUUUUCACUUGGUGCACAUAUUGCUGGUUUUGUCGGUAAAAAUACUUUUGGUGAAAUCAAUACUGGGCUAGACCCAGCAGGACCUUUGUUCAGUGAGAGACGACCUGAAGGAAGAAUUGACUCUAAUGAUGCAAAAUACGUCGAAUGCCUUCACACAAACGGUGGAAUGAUGGGAUUCGGAAUCGGUACAGCACUUUGUCAAGCUGAUUUCUUCCCCAAUGGAGGUUCAUCACAAAGAGGAUGCCUAACAAACACAUGCUCGCAUCUUCGAGCUGUCAGCUACUAUAUUGAGUCAAUCAUAAACAAUGGAUUCCAUUCAAUUAGAUGCUCGACUGAAUUGCAAGCUAGUCGUGAAAAUUGUGAUUCUAGUCAAGGUGGACAAUGGUUUGCUGAUUCAAGCAAUUCGGUUAAUAGACUUAAUGGCAUCUUUCAUUUUGCAACUAAUAGAAAUGAACCGUUUGCACAAGGUCCAUUCAGAACUUAGUAGAUUUAAAUUUGUAGUAAUUAUGAAGGUUUACUUAUUAUAAUAAAGGUCAAUUUUAUAGUUCAUCCUUAAUUCCUUUC